CCCGUAGUGAACCCAUUCGACGGCAAGGUGGCCUCACUCGCCGGCUUUCAAUCAUUGGUGAUCACUUCUCCCAACCAGGACUAUGUCCCCGAGUACCCCGAGAUCACCACCGGGAUGUGGCACAUUGCGUGCAUACCUCGUCAAGGAGCGUACCCCCUCUCGGACGUCCUUUGGCGUAAUCUGAACCCGGAUAACGACUGGGAGGCGGACCGAGACGCAGGAGCAGCCCUGUCCGUGGGCUUUCUCCGCCAUUCGAUCGUAGUCGACCUAACCGUAGCCGCGGGGCAGGUCGUGAAAGCGUUCCGCGCAAUCCCUGGCCUGCCGACUACACAGAGAGAAAUCGGUGACCAGCUGAGCCUAAUGCUUCGACAGUGUGUUGAACGCCUCUCUCGUCUUCCCGCCGGUCGCAUGGUCACGAUCGCGGUCGCGGCGAAUGUGCAACGUCUUUCCCUGGAACUCGCCGGCCUCAAGAUUUUCCUGGAGACUGUCGCACCACGCAUACAGACUCCCCAGGACUACAGCCACGAUGUCCUGCAGGUUCUCGGAGCUUUCGUACACGACGGCACCGCCGCCCAAACGUACGCGCGUGUAGGCUUGCCCACCUGGUUCAUACAGCCGCUGACCAACUACAUCAAGAUAUGGCGGGUGGUCCAGGUGCGGACGCCGCACGAUCCCUCGUCCGCAGGCGAUGGGCGACAUGCCCUCCCCAAACCUGCUGUGUGCGCUGGUGCUGCCAACUUGUCCCGCAACUGGCUGGCGACAAUGGUAGAGCGGCUGAGCUUUGAGCUCUGUACUACGGCGCCGCUUACGCUCCCCACCGCACCUAUAGACUCUGAAGCUGUCGUAGAACGAGAGACGAAGCGGGCGCGUGGGUCGGAAUCCGAAGUCGUAUCCACAACGCUGCACAUGCUUCCUCGGGAGGCGACUGUCUCCAAGCCUCCCAAGUCUGGGAAGAAACCGCGGCCCCGUGGCAAGAAGCACAGGGGACGUGACCCCACAGCGACCACUCCGGCCGAUUCGCUCCUUCCCAAACCAUCCCUCGAGUACUGCCACUCGCCCUUCUCCACAAUUGCGGACGCCUGGGUACGCGCGCUGCGCGGAAUUGGGAACCUCCCGCAAAAUCUCAAGGGUGCCUCCUACUUUUACCCUCCCCCCUUCCUGCUCGACACCAUCUCAGCCCUGACACCCCCGUCCGACGCUGCGCCUCCUGAGUGUAUUCGCAAGGACGAGAAGGUGCACCGUUACCUCCACAACCUGGUGCGCAUCCGGCACUUCUGCCGCCGACGUCUCUUCGACCAGACAGUCUCUGGGGCUCUUUUCUCGAUUGCAGAAUGGCGACAUGCUCUCUUCGGGGAGUACAAAAUCAGAGAGCAGCCGCAGGUUACCGGCGGAGAAGGGGAGGCGCGACGCACCAAGAGGAAGUACGACAUGCACAACACGAUCUCCCACCUGUUUAGUGGCGCCGGUUCGAUACGCACAUACUCCACAGAGGCCACCGCGCAGCUCGACUGGCUCCCGGUGUGCCAGAAGACUGCGGCGACGGACCCCCGAGUGCGGCACUACCUCCUGUGGGAGGCGCAUGAGAUCAACUGGCGCUGCGAGCUGCUGGCGCUCGACCAAGUCCUCGUACCGCGAGACUCGUGGCCGGUGAUGCGCCGCUGGGAGCGCGAGGCGGAGGUGUCGGCGGUGUGGGGGGAGAGCUCGGGCGCGAUGGGCGUGCUGCCGAACAUGGCGCAGGACGUCCGCAGGUACUGCUGGCUGAGCCCUCCCGAUCGCCACUGGAGGACGUGCGUCCGCACGCUGCGCGCCUUCCUGGUGCUCAUGUCCAGAUGGCCCGACUUCCCCGAUAUUUUGCGGGCCAUGCUGCCAGUCGAGACGGAGGAUUGGACGGACGCUGAAUAUGAGACGGCGCAAACGGCGGCGACGCGUUUCUACACGGAGACGUUCGUCAAAAUGUUCAGUCGGCUUCCCAUCGUGCCUUGUGAGUUCCCAUUACAAUACUUGUUGUAG
Molecule: messenger RNA, 2010 nt
Organism: Trametes versicolor FP-101664 SS1
Lineage: Eukaryota; Fungi; Basidiomycota; Agaricomycetes; Polyporales; Polyporaceae
Exons: 3
Source: RefSeq, a predicted model, not a curated record